AUGCUGUCUGGAUGCUUACUCAUCCGACCAAAAACUUUCCACGCCAACCCCAUUGGAACAUUCAAGUCCGAUCCGAUCAACUUCACCACCCACAACCAUGUCGCCACGUCUAGCAGGGAAGCUCCUGCAGCUUUCCUCCUCCGCGAGGGCACGGGAGCAAUCACUGCUCCCCUCAUCCCCAUCCGAGGAUUCGGCAUCCGCUCCCUCAAUGAGCCCAAACCAAACCGCUUCAACGUCGGCGCCAACCUGCCCGUCCUCGAAUCAAGCACGACCGCCGCCCUCCUCCGCAAAGCAAACUCCCUGCCCCUGCGAACCGGCGCAAUCGCCACAAAGAAGGGCAUGACCGCGAUCUUCGACCCGGAGUCCGGAAAGCGCACCGCCUGCACAGUCCUCCAGCUCGACCGCGUCGAGGUCGUCUCGCACAAGACUCGCCAGAAGCAUGGAUACUACGCCGUCCAGGUUGGUGCGGGCUGGAAACACCCGUCCAACAUGACCAAGUCGCUGCUCGGACACUUUGCCGCCAAUGGCCUCUCGCCCAAGCGUCAUGUCUAUGAGUUCCGCGUUAAGAGUGAGGAGGGUCUUUUGCCGGUUGGAGAGAGUAUCUAUGCCAAUUGGUUCCAGGAGGGCCAGUUCAUUGACACCAAGUCCAAUACGAAGGGAUCGUUCUCACGGUGUGAGUUUGAAACAUCGUUCUAUGGGUUCGUCGGGUCCUGGUCAGGGUGGUGGUUCUCGUGUCUACCCGGCAAGAAGAUGGCCGGAAAUAUGGGAAAUACCCAGAACACUGUGCAGAACUUGAGGAUCCUCAAGGUGGAUCGUGAUACUGGCGUUGUUGUCGUGAGCGGCCACGUUAGCGGUCCCAAGGGCUGCGUCGUCCGCAUCCAGGAUGCGGUUAAGAAGCCCUGGCCUGAGGUUGCCCCUGCUGCUGAGGCCGAAGCUGUUACGGUCUAG
Penicillium cosmopolitanum is the source of this 948-nucleotide messenger RNA. Its product is annotated as mitochondrial 54S ribosomal protein uL3m. Lineage: Eukaryota; Fungi; Ascomycota; Eurotiomycetes; Eurotiales; Aspergillaceae. Gene Ontology annotation, molecular function: structural constituent of ribosome. The transcript has 3 exons. Gene Ontology annotation, cellular component: ribosome; mitochondrial large ribosomal subunit. Gene Ontology annotation, biological process: translation. The coding region runs from base 1 to 948 and encodes 315 amino acids. The record is from RefSeq and is a predicted model, not a curated record.